This is a messenger RNA of Phlebotomus papatasi, 3850 nucleotides long. RefSeq lists its product as uncharacterized. Bases 408 to 2642 code for a protein of 744 amino acids. The transcript has 9 exons. Gene Ontology annotation, molecular function: copper ion binding; oxidoreductase activity. NCBI's taxonomy places the organism in Eukaryota, Metazoa, Arthropoda, Insecta, Diptera, Psychodidae. The record is from RefSeq and is a predicted model, not a curated record. Gene Ontology annotation, biological process: iron ion transport. Gene Ontology annotation, cellular component: plasma membrane.
AGUUCAGUGCGAGGGAAACUUGGGCCGUGUGUUUGAUGUCGGCCACCAUUGGAUUAAUACGAGUAGACAAUAGCUCAAGCGAUUUCUUGAUUGGUUCUUUUGUGCUAAUAAUUCAGUGAUCUUAAUGUGAUCUUUGCAAUCUAGAGCUGAGAUCCAGUGAUUCAUUUUAAAGACUUUGAGUGAAGCAUUUACACUCAUGGAUGACUUGUAAACUGCACUGAAGGAUUUAUCAAUCACUUCUUGCACUUUUAAGUACAUUUUGUGAUUAUUGUUUUUUUUUUGUUCGAGUGAUCUUAUUUGAUUGAAUAUCUCAAGCGAAGAGAAAAAUAAAUUGCCAGUGUUCAAUAGAUCUUGGAUUAUACCACGAACCCAGCAAGAACUCUAUUGUUCGUGAAACAAAGGUGAAAAUGAUGGCAUCAGGCAGACGGAAAAUAUACCAACUUGUUUUCCUCGGAAUAUCCCUAUACCUACUUAAUUCCCUACUCCUAGUGGAAGGUGUGAGAGUUCAAACGAAACGGGUAAAAGACACACUAGACAAAUCGGAUCAGUCAACAGCCGCACAGACGUGGUGGGGCCACAAUGUUGCGCCAGCGGAUAACAACAAGUUCUUCUCUGCCACCCAUGGUCUAGUGCAGACACACCCAUCCCUCAGCGGAGGUAUACCCCGACCCACGGGUACCCUCCGACCAUCAAGUCCUACAUUGGGCUCCAAUCUGCCACCGGCGCCCAAUGUCAACCCCAAGUCACCCUUUCGACAUCUUGACUUCACAAAUAGCGCCACAGCGGAGCUGAGGCGCAAUCCUAGUCUUUCGGCGCCAGACGAGUGCGCCCGAGCGUGCCGAGAGGGUGAACCACCCAGAAUCUGCUACUAUCACUUCACAUUAGAAUACUAUACAGUGCUUGGCGCUGCGUGCCAGGUGUGCACACCAAAUGCAACCAACACUGUGUGGAGUCAUUGCCAAUGUGUCUUGGCAGAUGGGGUCGAGCGUGGUAUCUUAACGGCUAACCGGAUGAUACCCGGUCCCAGUAUUCAAGUCUGUGAAAAUGACAAAGUCGUGGUGGAUGUUGAGAAUCAUAUGGAGGGUAUGGAGGUCACGAUUCACUGGCACGGAAUCUGGCAGAGAGGCUCCCAAUAUUACGAUGGAGUGCCAUUUGUUACCCAGUGCCCCAUUCAGCAAGGAAAUACUUUUAGGUAUCAAUGGACAGGAAACGCAGGUACACAUUUCUGGCACGCCCACACAGGCCUGCAGAAAUUGGACGGUGUAUAUGGCAGCAUUAUUGUCCGUCAGCCACCAUCGCGAGAUCCCAAUUCACACCUGUAUGACUUUGAUCUCACAACACAUAUCAUGCUGAUCAGUGAUUGGCUGCACGAGGACGCUGCUGAGAGGUAUCCGGGACGUUUGGCCGUGAACACGGGGCAGGAUCCCGAAUCCCUACUCAUAAACGGCAAAGGCCAAUUCCGUGACCCCAAUACCGGUUUCAUGACAAACACACCUCUGGAAAUUUUCACAAUUACACCUGGUCGUCGAUACAGAUUCCGCAUGAUUAAUGCCUUUGCGUCAGUCUGCCCAGCACAAGUCACAAUUGAAGGACACGGCCUAACUGUCAUAUCCACCGACGGAGAACCCGUUCAGCCCGUGCAGGUCAAUACGAUCAUAUCUUUCUCAGGUGAACGGUAUGAUUUUGUGAUAACAGCUGAUCAACCUGUGGGAGCCUACUGGAUACAGUUGCGAGGUCUUGGGGAGUGUGGUAUCAGGAGGGCGCAGCAGCUUGCCAUAUUGCGCUAUGCUCGAGGACCUUAUCAGCCCGCCUCACCGGCGCCCACCUACGAUGUCGGCAUUCCGCAAGGAGUGGUAAUGAACCCACUAGAUGCACAAUGCAAUAGGAGACGUGAUGAUGCCAUUUGUGUCAGUCAACUGAAAAAUGCCCUGGAAAUUGAUCGUGGAAUUCUGCAGGAGAAGCCAGAUGUGAAAAUUUUCCUACCCUUCCGCUUCUACCUCUACAGACCAGAGGAACUCUUCCAGCCCAAUACCUACAAUAGGUUCUUAGUUGCACCAACUGGAGAUCAUGUAAUUUCGUUGGUUGAUGAAAUUUCCUAUCUCUCUGCUCCUGCACCAUUGCUAUCUCAGUAUGAUGACAUCAAUCCUGAACAAUUCUGCAAUGGGGACAAUCGUCCAGCUAAUUGUGGUCCAAAUUGCAUGUGCACACACAAAAUAGACAUUCCGCUUAAUGCUAUUGUUGAAGUUGUCCUUGUUGACGAAGUUCAACAACCAAAUCUGAGCCAUCCAUUCCAUUUGCACGGUUAUGCUUUCAAUGUAAUUGGUAUUGGCCGAUCACCGGACACAAAUGUCAAGAAAAUCAAUUUGAAGCACGCAUUAGAUCUGGAUCGACGUGGUUUGCUCCAUCGCCAGUACAAUUUGCCUCCAGCUAAAGAUACCAUUGCAGUACCCAACAACGGAUACGUAGUGUUAAGAUUUAGGGCUGACAAUCCAGGUUUCUGGUUAUUCCACUGUCAUUUCUUAUUCCAUAUUGUUAUUGGAAUGAAUCUUAUCCUGCAAGUCGGAACACAUGCCGACCUUCCACCUGUUCCACCAGGUUUCCCAACAUGUGGCGACCACACACCGCCAAUUCCUAUCAAUUAAAUCACCUCUAAAUUCAUUAUUUACUGUUUAAAUAUGUUUAAAUUAAGUACAUGCAUUUCCCCCCCUUUUCAAUUGCAUUUUACAUUGAAACGUUAUUUAAAAAAGCAUUCUUCAGAUAUACAUCGUACUUCUUAAUGAAAUUCUCCCUUCUCCCAGGAAAUUAUGUUCAUCAACACCCCACUGACAUGAUUUUUUUUCAAUACAAUUUUUUUAUCAUAAUAAAUGAUAAAAAUGGCAUUUUUUCACCAUAGAUUUUUGUUGUUAUUAGAUAAAGAUAAUUUAUUGAGAAUUGUCAUUCUCACAUUUUUCAUUUAUAAAUGUCAUUGUUUUUUAGAAAUCGAAUUUUCUUUUUAUACUUUUCAUACAAAAAAAAAUCAUAUAGAAUUUUUCGCCAUACAUUAUAUGAUGUAUAUAAUUUUAUUUCAUUUAGUUAAUAAUUUAACAUCUAUUUUUUUUUUGAUAAUGUUUGUAUGUAAAUUUUAGAGUGUCUUCUUUUAGACAUUUUUGGUGUUUUCCAGUGAAAUGUUAUGGAUAAAUGCAUUAUUGUAUAAAAAAAAAUCUAUUUUCAUCACAAAUCAUCUCUUGGUGUCUUUCUUCACAAAUCAAACUUUGUAAAAAAAAAUUAAUUUCAGCUAAAUUGUAAAUAAUUGUGAGGAAGUGAUUUUCUUAGGCAAAAACGUGCAGUAUUUUCAAUUUUAGUUCUAAUUUAAUAAAAUGAAUUCAUCAGUAUAAGCACUACUGUAAAUAUUUUUACAGAAACAAAGCAUAAAACAUAAAAAACCCAACUAAAAGAAAUAAUUUAUAGAUUUCUUUUUUUUUUCGAAAAAUCCAGACAUUGAACAAGAAUCAAUCUAGUCUGAGAAGUAUCAGAAAAACACACAGAUUUUAAUAUUAAUUAAAUUUUAAUACAAAUUUUUUACUACUUGUAAAGGUUACCUACUCAUAUUGUUCAAAUUAGGUAAAAAUGGGUUUGACGCAAUUACUUGCCAAUUUGAUGUAAUAAGGAAGUUUUCUGCAAAAUUUUCAUGCCUGACAUUAUUUUUGUUCAUUGGUUUUUCUUAUAGAGAGAAAAAAACAAUACUCAUCAGAUGUCUAAUGCGCUAAGGAUAUCAUUAUUUAAAGAAAAUGAAUAUAGAGUGAAAGUAUAUUCAUGUGAGAAAUGUAAAUAAAUGUGAAAAAUAACUAGGUUGUUUUGUAAAAUUUACAAA